CUGCAAAAAAUAAAAUAGUUAGAAGCCAUUUUCGAUCCGUCGUUUCUAGAGCUGUGUAUUGGGACGACUUGUCGUUAAAGAAGAUUGAAGAAGAAGAGAUAAGGUUGAAGGAAUAAUGGGAAAUAUUGAUAGAAAAUCAUCUAUUGAAAAUGAGCCAAGGACUCUCAGAAUGCAUCAAAUCCAAUUUGCAAGGGAAGCAGCACUUUAUGUGAUAAACACAACCACUAUAGAAGAAGCAAUGAAGAUUUUCACAGAGGGAUUACAACCAGUGGAAUGUAAAGCAAUUCAAGAUAAAGAUUCAAUAAUGGGAAAUUACUAUCAUGAGGAAGAAGAUGAUGAGUUACAAUCUCUGUAUCAACCUAGAGACAUUGUCUCAGCCCCUUUUUAGUCUAGUUUUGUUUUGUUUUUUUCUUUUUCUUUUUCUUUUUUUUUGGUAAACACACAUGUAAAGGUUUAGAUUCUUUUAGUGGGAAGGAGCAAAGUUCUAAGUUCCAACCAUCCUAUUUUGUUUUUAUUAGUUGUUAUAGUCCAAUAUAAUAAACCAUGGGUUAAAAUGUCA
This is a messenger RNA of Benincasa hispida (wax gourd), 559 nucleotides long. RefSeq lists its product as uncharacterized. Lineage: Eukaryota; Viridiplantae; Streptophyta; Magnoliopsida; Cucurbitales; Cucurbitaceae. The record is from RefSeq and is a predicted model, not a curated record.